Molecule: messenger RNA, 1755 nt
Organism: Triticum aestivum (bread wheat)
Lineage: Eukaryota; Viridiplantae; Streptophyta; Magnoliopsida; Poales; Poaceae
Exons: 9
Coding region: 1-1410 (469 amino acids)
Source: RefSeq, a predicted model, not a curated record
AUGGGAUCGUCCAUGAAUCGGCUGCUGGGUUGUCGUGUGUAUAGCAGCGCUGAAUGUGAUUCCACGACGGCGGCCGCGUCCGGGAAGGCAAGCCCGCCCUCCUUUCCGUCCGGCGCCGCAAAGUAUUUCACCCGCACGGGGCACACGGCCGUCGCGGUCUUGCUCAUUUCGUUCCUGCGUCGCCCGCCACCGCCCACCUUCCCGCCCGCCCGCUCGCCUUCGCCCCGCGCGCCGACCACCGACGCCGAGAUGGGCUCCCUCGGCGGCUACGUCUCCCCCUACGGCGUCUAUCUCGACCCGGAGCGCGUCUUCUUGCUCGUCAUCAACCGCCGGCCCCGGGACCUCUUCAACUACGUGCACUCCAUCCCCGGAGCGCCCGCGGACCUACGAUGCCGCCUCGUCGGCUUCGCCGAGAGGGCUCUCCAGGCGCCGCGGCUGGGAAACUGGUGGCCCGACGAGAGCUCGUGGACACUGUAUUGGGCCAUGUACGCGUGGGCUCACGCAGACGCAAUGCUUAACAGACUUUGUGCGCCUCAGAUAUCUGGUAAUCCAUCCAAUUUCGAUGCAGUGCCCAGAAAUGCUGCAAUGCUUAAUCAAUUGUAUGCUUCUAGCUCAAGCACUCCAACUGCAACGCUUUCUCCACAACAGGAAGAUGUGAUCAAUUUUCUGAUCUCACGUGCCAGACCGCUUAAUCGAACAUCUGCUUUUAACUGGGCAACUCAUACUUCAGAUUUUGCUCAACGGGGGACUGAUUCUACUCUUGCACUGGCAUUUGGAAACCUAUCUCUGGGCCAACCGGGAUCCCAGCAAAUGGCUCCACGGGAGCUGAUGCAGAACAGCUAUGGUACACCUGCAAUGAGAGUACCAUCUCUGCACCAACCUGGACCAGCGCAACUCACUCCACAGGGGAUGAUGCAGAACAGAGAAGUGCUGCCCGCAGUAGAUGUCAAAGGAAAGGGACCUGCAUUAGGAGUAGGCCAGCAAGACCUGCGGGUCCAUGUGGCUUGUUUGAUGGCAGAUGACGGCACUACAGGUGCUGCAGGGUUGUUGAUCAAGAGGGAAACAUGGCAGUUCAUCUGCGCGUUAUGUUUUCCGAUGCGGAGCACAGAGGAGACGGUUCUUUUUGCAGCUGCUUGUUGUGAAGGGAUCAAAGUUGCUCAGGCCUAUCAACCUACUAGCAUUGUACUGGAGUCCCAUCUAUUCCAUCUGGUCGACCUGCUACUUGGCGGCGCUCAUGCUCCCUGCCGAGAUAUGGAAGAGUUGACGACAUUACUGCAUCUCUCACAUUGCAGAGUGCAGCACAUCACGGAAGAUUCCAAUGGUGCUGCUCGUCGACUGGCCAUGCAUUGUUUGCUGUCAGAGGAGGCCGAGAUAUACUUCAGUGCUCCUGAUUGGCUUGUCCUUACUUAGCUGGUUGCCAAGAUCAGUUAUGUUAGUUACUCUGGUAUAGAGAAUGAUUCACAGACUACUCUAUAGGAAGUUAGAAAGAGGCGGUAAAUGCUGUAGAUGGCAACUGCAGGCUUGAUAGAGUUUAGAUGCAGAGGUUUGCGAGCAUUCAGCAAGUGUAGAUACAGCUGAAUAGCAUUCUUUCAGUGCCCAUGUGGGGAAAAACACAGGCAGCUGUGCCCGCAAUGGUACAUCGAUGAACUGUGUAACUGCUAGUUCUGAGUGCUGUGAUGUAAACUUGUGUAAGAGUAGGGCCACUGGGCCAGGCACUGAUUCUUGUAUGAGAUAGAAGAAAGGGUUUCAGUUUCA